Molecule: messenger RNA, 1617 nt
Organism: Colius striatus (speckled mousebird)
Lineage: Eukaryota; Metazoa; Chordata; Aves; Coliiformes; Coliidae
Gene: NCAPH2
Product: non-SMC condensin II complex subunit H2
Biological process (GO): meiotic chromosome condensation; mitotic sister chromatid separation
Cellular component (GO): condensin complex; nucleus
Molecular function (GO): chromatin binding
Source: RefSeq, a predicted model, not a curated record
AUGUGGGUGCAGGAAAGGCCCCUGCGUGUUUUGCUCCCUGACUCAGGCGGGGAGAAGCAGCCCAGCUCCCUGGGGCCAGAUGAGGAUGCUGAUGCCACCUUCGGGCCGAGGCAGGAGGAGGAGCAGUUCCUCUCCCUGGAUGACAUCCAGGACAUCAGCCAGGCAAGCGUGGACAUGAGGAAGGACCAUGAGCCCAAUGCCAUCAGCAUCGUCCCUCUGACUCCCAUGUCUCUGGUGCCCCCAGAAGAGGCUGAGAAGAGAGAAAACCCUCUGUUCAGCCGGAGAGGGGAGCUCCUGGGCAGCCGCAGGGAUUUCCGGAUGAACACGUGCACGCCCCACGCCAGCGGCGCCUUCCUGCUGGAGCUGGCCGGGCUCUCGCCAGCCUGCCCCUGGGCACCACGGCAGCAGCGCAGCCCUGGCAGCGUGGCAGGAGCCACAUCCCCUGGCCUCGCUGGCCCUGCUGAGGCCCCUGUGCAGGCGCUGAGCUUCUCCGAGGAGGGAGGGGCUGCAGGACCAGAGGAUGAGGACAGUGGAGGGGAAAAUCUGCCUGGGGACCAGGAGGAUGAUGUGGAAAUGGCUGUUGGCACCGCUGACGAGCACGUGGAGGCACAGAGGGGCACAGCCCAGCUCAGGGGCUACGUGCUGCGGGAACGAGCCCCCGCCAAGGAGCCUGAAGCCCACGUCAAGGAGCUGGAUCUGUGGCAGAGCCUCGACCCCUUCAGCGACUCGGAGGACAAACCCUUCCAGAAAGGGAGGCCUUUCCUGGUGCCACAGGGCCUGGACGACGUGGUGGGGGGCAAGAGGAAGAGGAAGGGGCCACAGAAGCUGCAGGACUUCAUGAAGUGGUUCUCUGCAACCUACAAUGACAGCACAGACUGCAGGACCACCAAGAGGAAAGGGCCAACAUUUGCAGACCUGGAGGUGCUGUACUGGAAGCAGCUGAAGGAGCGUGUGGCCGCACAGAGGAAGCUGCGGAGCCAGGCGUGGACACUGUGUGAGGAGGAGCUGCCUUUGCUGGAUGAGGAGCGCGGGGCUGAUGGCGAUGAAGGAGCAGCAGAAGACUUUGCAGAGCACGAGGAGCUCCAGGAUGAGGCCCCAGAGGAUCUGGCGGAUGGAGCCCUGGCUGCCCCUGACCUGAGCGCUCUGGGCUAUGAGGAGCUGGUGCGCAGGAACGUGGAGCUGUUCAUCGCCGACUCCCAGAGGUACGCGCAGGAGACGGAGCUGUCGCAGCACGUGCGGCGCUGGGAGGAGCGGAUGGGGCCGCUGCUGCAGGAGCAGGAGGAGCGAGGGGCCUUCGACAUCCACGGCUACGGGGACGCGGUGGCGGCGGCGUGCGGGGCGCUGGGGCAGUGGCGGCCCUUCGCCAGCCUGGUCGCGGGGCGGCCGCCCUUCGAGGUGUGCAGGUACCUGCUGGCCUCGCUGCAGCUGGCCAACGACUACGUGGUGGAGCUGGCGCAGGACGCGGGGCUGGAGCAGGCGCUGGACACGCUGCGGCUGCGGCUGCUCACGCAGAGGCGCCCGCACGAGCGCUUCCGCACCUUCCAGCCCCCCUCUGCCUGCCCCUGAGACCCCCAGCCCUGCCCCUCAGACCCCCAGCCCUGCCCCCCUCAGCAAUAA